This is a messenger RNA of Hyposmocoma kahamanoa, 1510 nucleotides long. RefSeq names its product tetratricopeptide repeat protein 4 (gene Dpit47). Gene Ontology annotation, molecular function: Hsp90 protein binding. The coding region runs from base 129 to 1304 and encodes 391 amino acids. NCBI's taxonomy places the organism in Eukaryota, Metazoa, Arthropoda, Insecta, Lepidoptera, Cosmopterigidae. The transcript has 3 exons. The record is from RefSeq and is a predicted model, not a curated record.
AUUUAAUUUUUGUUCUUGGUUUGGAGGUUAGAAAACGUCGUACGAUAUAAAUUUAUCUAAUUCAAAAUAUCUUAAUUUUUUCUAAUAUUACUGUUUCGAAGUACAUAAAAGUGUACAAUAAAGUGACAAUGGCGGACGCUCCACUUGAAGUUUCCAAGGAGAAAAAAGCACCUAUGACUAAUGAAGAACGAGUUGCACUAAGUCAGAAGUUAGACCAGGACUUAGAUGAUUUUAUAAACAGCAUGGAGAGAAAAAAAUACACUGAUGGCUGGUCGGAAGAUACGUGGGAGGAAGAAAUGGAUAAGCAUCCAUUCUUUAUGAAGUCCACACCUGAUGGUGAGAUGUCUCCGCUUGCUGAGGGUCUGGCAAAGCUCAAAUAUGACCCAGAAGAGAACACUCCUUUAGAACUAGCCACUAAUUACAAGGAAGAUGGAAAUUUCAAUUUCAAGCAUAAGAACUACAGACUAGCCAUUUUAGGGUACACAGAAGGUAUUAAACAGAAAUGCAAUGAUUCUGAAAUAAACGCCAGCUUGUACAAUAACAGAGCAGCAGCUCAUUGGCAAUUAAAAAACUAUCGGUCAGCCUUAUAUGAUAGCGAGAAGGCUUUAUCUUUCAACCCGGACCAUGCUAAAGCAAGAUUGCGAGCUAUAAAAGCAGCUACAGAAAUUGCUAAAUAUGACACAUGCAUUCAACAUUGUGAAAAGUUACUAGAAAGUCAACCUAACAAUAAGGAAAUUAUAGAUCUAUUAAAUAGUGCGAAAAAGAAAAAAGUUAUGCAACAACGUGACCAAAGAAAGAAAGAUCGUACAAAUGAAAAGGCUGAGGAGCAAAGAGAUGCGGUCAUUAAAGCUAUAAAAGACCGUAAGAUAAGGGUUCGGAAAUGCGAUGAGGAGAACGACAUUGAUCUGUCUAAACUAGACCCAAACUUGCCAGGAGCGGCCGAUGCUGUUGUCCAUAUCAAAGAUGGAUUAUUAUGUUGGUCGGUAUUGUUUUUAUAUCCAGAGUAUCAGACGACUGAUCUUGUUAAAGGAUGUCCCGAAAAUGUGCCAUUGAUGAGUCAGUUAGAGCAAGUGUUACCUGCGCCAUGGGAUAGAGAGAAUAAAUACAGAUGUGACACUGUAAAUGUUUAUUACGAAGGCUACGAUCAAUUGCCUCAUCUUGUUGAUCUAAAUAUGAAAUUGGGAGAUAUACUGGUGUCAGAAUGUUACGAAUUGAAAGCAGGGACUCUGCCCUUUGUUGUUGUGCCACGUGGAAGUCCAAGCGAAAGAAGAUUUUUAGGCAGUUACACUAAACUCGACAAAUAAAUUUCGCCAAUAAAUUUUGCUGAAUUUAACCGUUUUUAAAAUAUCUUCAUAAUGCUGAAUUAUACCUAUAUCCAAUAAUAAUAAUAAUAGACACCUGAUUGCAUGUGUUGGCAGCGAUACAUAAAUCUUUUAAUGGUUUUAUUCGCGGUUUUGUUACUUUUUGUAAACUUUUUCUUGUGAAUAAAACAAAAUAAAAAAACCGUCAA